This is a messenger RNA of Aedes albopictus (Asian tiger mosquito), 5526 nucleotides long. RefSeq lists its product as uncharacterized. The transcript is spliced from 4 exons. The record is from RefSeq and is a predicted model, not a curated record. Gene Ontology annotation, molecular function: nucleic acid binding; zinc ion binding. NCBI's taxonomy places the organism in Eukaryota, Metazoa, Arthropoda, Insecta, Diptera, Culicidae. Gene Ontology annotation, biological process: DNA integration. Bases 1 to 5526 code for a protein of 1841 amino acids.
AUGUCGGUCGGUCGAACGCCGAUAAAAACGACGGUGGAUCCCGAGCAGGUGAAGAUGCUCAUCCACCAACGCGGAGUAGUGAAAGGGAAAGUGACGAAAAUCCACAAUACGCUCGAGAAUGCUGAAGACCAUCCGGAGUUAGUGAGUGUGCCCCUGCUGAAAGUGUUCCAGAAGAAAUUAGAAAUGCACUACAGUGAAUAUGAGGCAAUCCAUCGCGAAGUGUUGUCAGUGACGCCGCCAUCCAAGGUUGAAGAGCAGGAUGAAAAGCUGGAGGAGUUUGACAAACUGCACACCGAUGCCUUGGUCAGACUGGAGCAGCUGAUGGAGAGUCUCACCAAGCAGCCUGCCACCGCGAAUGUCAACGCUGGGACAGCACCUCCCGUUGUGGUGCAGCAAUCCCUCAAAGCUCCGAUACCCUGCUUUGAUGGGAAAACCGAGAACUGGCCAAAGUUCAAAGCGAUGUUUUCGGACGUGGUGUGCAACAGCAGCGACUCGGAUGCCGUCAAAUUGCAUCACCUGGACAAAGCCCUUGUCGGUGAUGCCGCCGGACUCAUCAACGCCAAGAUGAUUACCGACAACAACUUCAAGGAAGUUUGGAGGCAGCUGACCGAACAGUUCCAGAACCCGAGAGUGAUUGUGGACACCCACGUCGAGGGAUUGAUUCGUCUGAAGCCGAUAGCGAAGGGAAGCUACAAGGAUCUCCUGGAGCUGAUCAAGACCUGCGAGCGCCACGUAGCUGGGCUGGAGUACCAGGGACUGAAGGUGGAUACCCUCUCCGGCAUCCUCAUCACCAAGUUGCUGACGUCGCGGCUGGACGACCACACCCUCCAGCUAUGGGAGCGCAACCAGAAGCACGGUAAGUUACCCGACUUCAGCGAUACGAUGCGGUUCUUGAAAGAGCGUAUCACCAAGGUGAAGCAAUUGAAGAUCUGCUUCAAUUGCCUUCGGCCUGGACAUCGAGUAAUCGAUUGUUCCGCCAAGAGAAUUUGCGCGAGGUGUAAGAAGCGACACCAUACGCUUCUACACGAAGAAUCUUCUUCUAAGCCCCAGUCUGAACCCCUUCCUCAGAAGAAUGAUUCUCCAAAGGUUAACGCGGAAGUGAGCAAUACACCCAAACCCCCAACGUCAGCAGCCCCAAAUACCUCGUGCUCGUGCAGUAAUCCCCAAACAGUGAAAACCGUGAUGCUGUUGACGGCCGUUGUUAACCUCGAAGAUUGCCGUGGUAAUGUGGUUCCAUGCCGCACCCUUUUGGAUAGUGGAUCCCAAGUGUGCUUCCUGUCAGAAGUUAUGGCCAACCGAUUGUCCAUUCCCCGUGAGUCUGUAAGCGUCCCGGUUACAGGAAUUGGUGAAGCCAAGUUCUAUGCUCGUGAGAAGCUGAACGUGUCAGUUUCUUCCAGGUAUUCGAACUUUUCUAUUACCGUCGAGUGUCUGAUUGUACUGAAAGUUACUGGAUUUAUUCCAUCGUCGAAGAUUGAUAUCUCCUCCUGGUCGAUUCCAGCAGGGAUACAAUUAGCCGAUCCCGAGAUUUUCGUGCCAGAGCGGAUUGAUAUGCUCAUUGGUGCUUCGAAGUUUUUUGGUUUGCUUAAGUCAGGUCACCUCCGACUAGCAGAUGGUUUGCCAGAACUCCAUGAGACCCAUUUCGGAUGGGUUGUUGCGGGUGAGGUAGACGAUCGUGUUGUCAAUACGGUGCAACAAGUGCAUUCCGCCACUGUGGAUUCUUUGAAUGAUACCGUGAAGAAGUUCUGGGAACUGGAAGAGAUUGCUGAUACUCCGAGCCUAGGAACCGAGCAGGACGAGUGUGAGGACACCUUCCGAAGGACCCACCAUCGAACACCAUCUGGACGAUAUGUUGUGCAAUUACCCUUUAGAGAAGAUGUCAACAAGCUUUGUGAUAACCGAGAGAUGGCUCUUCGUCGUUUCCUUGCGUUGGAAAGGCGACUCGUGAAGGAUCCUACUCUGAAGGAGCAGUACGUUCGAUUCAUCCAAGAGUAUGAGGAGUUGGGCCAUUGCAGAGAAGUGGAUGAAGCCCGCGAUCAUCCAUCGCAUGGACGCUACUAUUUACCCCACCACGCCGUGUUGAGAUCAUCUAGCUCCACAACCAAGCUACGAGUGGUAUUUGACGCCUCGGCGCGACAAUACCAAGGCGCAAGGUCGCUGAAUGACGUUCUGCAAGUCGGUGGCAACGUACAAAAUGACUUGUUCAGUAUCCUCCUUCGAUUCCGCAGACAUGCCGUAGCCUUCACUGCCGACAUCACGAAGAUGUAUCGGCAAGUGCUGGUUGAUCCAUCGCAGACUUGUUACCAAAGGAUUUUCUGGAGAGACAGCCCAGAUAAACCACUGAGAGUACUGGAGUUACAGACCGUAACGUACGGGACUGCCGCUGCACCUUUUCUAGCCACCAGGUGUUUGAGCCAGUUGUGCGAGGACGAAGGAGGCAGGUUCCCAGUUGCAGCGAAAAUAGUGCGAAAGGACUGUCACGUCGAUGCCGUCCUUUCAGGAGCCGAGAGCGUAGAAGAAGCAGUUGAUGCCCAGCAGCAGUUACAACAGCUGUUGCGAUGUGGUGGAUUCCCGAUACAUAAAUGGAGUUCGAAUUGUCCAGCGAUGCUUACCAAUGUUCCCGAGACAGACCGAGAGAAACUGAUACGCUUGGAUCAAGAGUCGACCCGAGAAGUAGUCAAGACCCUGGGACUGACUUGGAGCCCCAAAGCCGAUGAGUUCGUGUUCGUUACCAGUAGUUGUGCCAAAGUUCCAAGUAAGUACACAAAGCGGAUGGUAUUUUAUGAGAUUGGUAGACUGUUCGAUCCGCUAGGCUUGGCAUCACCCGUUGUCGUUAUUGCUAAGAUGCUAAUGCAAGAGAUUUGGAAGUCUGGUCUACCAUGGGAUGCCGAGCUUGAUGGAGAACUACUUCAGUGGUGGCUGACUUUCCGUGACGCUUUACCAGGAGUUUGCGAUUUGAGCAUACCCCGCCGUGUGAUUUCCCAACAAGCCGUUGCCCUGGAAAUACACGGAUUUUCAGAUGCAUCGAUUCGAGCGUACGGAGCUGUAUUGUAUGUGAGAAGCAUUCUACCAGAUGGAACUGCACAGCUAGCCCUGUUGUGUAGUAAGUCGAAGGUGUCGCCUAUCGCUGAGGUGAGCAUUCCACAGCUGGAUAUUUCCAAUGUGACUCUGUGGUCCGACAGUCAAAUUGUACUCGCAUGGCUCAGAAAACCCUUGGCUUCACUGCAGAUCUUCGUCCGAAAUAGAGCAUCGGAAAUCAACAAGGAGACUAGUGGCUACACAUGGAAGUAUAUCCCCACCAAGGAGAACCCCGCGGACAUAAUAUCAAGAGGCAUGCUCCCUAAUGCUUUGAAGUCAAGCGAGUUGUGGAGGAACGGCCCACAGUUCCUAUGGGAAUCUGAUUACCAAGUUGAGUCGCCAACAGAUAUCCCAGAUGCGGAGCUGCCGGAGAUGAAACAGAUCGUAGUUUUAGCGUCAACCGCCUUCAAUAGAGACCAACUUCCCGUAUUUUCUAAAUACAGUUCCUUCUGUAAGCUUCAGCAAGUGAUGGCUUACGUCCAGCGUUUCAUCUCAAACUGUCGUAAGAAGGAUGACAAGCUCCGUGUCAAACAGAGACACACCAGUGUUCCAGAGCUCCGUAAAGCAAUGGAGCUGAUUAUAAAGAUCGUUCAGCACGAGGUUCUUGGAGAUGAAAUCAGACGGAUUAAUCAAAACGAGCCUUGUAAGAAAAUUGCACAGUUGCACCCUAUAUACCAGGAUGGAGUUUUGAGAGUCGGAGGGAGAUUGAAACACUCGUCCAUGAUGUCAGAAGCAAAACACCUGUUCAUACUUCCGAGGCACCCGAUUGUUGACCUAUUGAUUCGAGCAUACCAUUUGGAGAACCUGCACGAGGGACCGUCUAGUUUGCUUGCGAACCUGCGCACUCGUUUCUGGAUACUACACGGACGAUCGGCCGUGAGAAAAGUCACCAGAGGUUGCGUCACCUGUUUCCGUGCAAACCCAAAAUGUUCCACGCAGCAAAUGGGCAAUCUACCUUCUUGUCGGGUAACGCCGGCUCAUCCAUUCGAGAUCACGGGCGUAGAUUAUGCAGGACCUGUAUAUGUGAAGCAAGGGCGCCACCGACCGAGAUUAGAGAAAGCAUAUCUGGGAGUCUUCGUGUGCAUGGUCACAAGGGCUGUGCACCUGGAGUUAAUUUCCGACAUGACCACCGAAGCCUUUGUUGCGGCAUUACAUCGAUUCACUGCCAGAAGAGGAAUGCCGAAAGAAAUUCAUUCUGACAAUGGAUCCAACUUCCGAGGAGCGAGAAACGAGUUGCACGAGCUGUUUGAAUUGUUCCGCUCAGAAGCGUUGGAGAAUGAGAUUGAGGAUUUUUGUCAGCCAAGGGAAAUUUCAUGGCACUUCAUUCCUCCUGAAGCGCCAAACUUUGGGGGAAUUUGGGAGGCUGCUGUGAAAAGCGCAAAAUUCCAUUUGAAAAGAACUCUCAAAGACGCUCGGUUAACAUUUGAGGAGUAUGUGACAGUCUUGGUUCAGGUUGAGGCAAUUCUAAAUUCAAGACCGCUCUAUUCCGUAUCGUCUGACCCGGGUGACCCUGAAGUAAUCACACCGGGACACUUCUUGAUUGGCCGGCCCUUAACUGCCGUACCGGAACCCAGCUAUGAGGGUAGCCCGGUCAAUCGUCUAAGUCGUUGGCAAUACCUCCAGAAACUGCGAGAAGGUUUCUGGCAUAAGUGGAAGCGCGAAUACCUUCAGUCCCUACAAGGUCGAAACAAAAACAGAAAUAAGCAGCCAAACAUUCAGCCCGGUAUGAUUGUGCUGCUUGAAGAGAAGGACACACCGCCACAACGAUGGAAACUAGGCAAGAUUGUGCGAACCUACCCUGGAACCGACGAGUUGGUUCGUACCGUCGAUGUGCAGGUCGGAGAUUCCAUCUACAAGCGACCGAUAACGAAAAUCGCCGUAUUACCGAUUGAGGACAACAUCAUCGCUUUCGAUUUCGCCAGUGAAAUAACAGGGUUCCAGACGGACGAGAACGAGGUGCUUUUUUCGUUAGAUGUGGUUUCACUGUAUACGAACGUACCAGUCGAUUUCGCUCUACGAUGCCUCGAGGAGCGGUGGGAAGAAGUGGAGCAGCACACGAAUAUCGACAAAACGGACUUCGUGUACGCAGUGAAGCUGGUAUUGGAAUCGAUGUUCUUCGUGUAUCAGGGUGAUGUAUACGGACAGACAUUCGGUGUACCCAUGGGUUCGCCAUUAUCACCAGUAAUUUCCAAUGUGGUGAUGGAAAAAUUGGAACAGGAGUGCAGGAUGCAGCUGGAGGAGAAAGGUAUACAUCUGAAGCUGUACCGUAGAUACGUGGACGACUGCAUGUGUAUAGCUAGAAGGGAGCACAUCCAAACGAUCGUGGAUACGUUCAAUAGUUUUCAUGAUCGUCUCCAGUUUAUUGUUGAAAUGGAAGUGGGAGGGAAAAUAAAGUUUCUUGACAUGAUGUUGGAACCAAAUAAAUACAUCUUGACUUCCGAAACAUUCUAA